AUGGAUCACCAAAUUCUGGCUGUGAAAAAUCAAAAACAAAACAAAACAAAACAAAACAAAAAUAUUCAAGCUAGAAUCCAUCGGUCAUCACUUGAUCAAAUCAAAAUAUGAAAAUGGAAGGAAAGAAGCCCUACUUGGCAGUUAUCCUGAUACAGGCCAUAUAUGCAGGCAUGUUCUUGCUAUCCAAAGCUGCAUUUGAUGUGGGUAUGAACACUUUCGUGUUCGUCUUCUACAGACAGGCCGCUGCUACCGUUUUCUUAGCUCCUUUAGCCAUGUUCUUCGAAUGGAAGAAUGCACCAGCAAUCUCAGGCAUGACCCUCUUCAAGAUUUUUAUGCUUUCAUUCUUUGGUAUUACUUUGAGCUUGAAUGUCUAUGGAGUUGCCCUUAUAUAUACAUCUGCAAGUUUGGCUGCUGCAACUACAAACUCUCUUCCAGUCAUUACUUUCUUCAUUGCAGUCUUACUCAGGAUGGAAAUGGUGAAGUUGAGGACAACCCAUGGGAUUGCAAAAAUUGCAGGGGUAGCAAUCUGCCUAGGUGGUGCUGCAAUCAUAGCCUUGUAUAGGGGCCCAAGUUUGAAACUCUUGCUACAUCAUCACCUCUUUGAAGUACACCAUAAGUACAGCAGCACCCAAGAUGAUCAAGUCCCUUCUACUAAAACAUGGAUAAAAGGAUGCUUCCUUAUGCUCAUGUCUAAUACUUUCUGGGGUUUGUGGCUUGUAUUACAGCAGGCUCGAGUGAUGAAAAGUUAUCCCUCAAAGCUUCUCUUCACAACUCUCCAAUGUUUUUUUAGUUCAAUCCAAUCACUUAUCAUUGCCAUUGCUUUGGAAAGAGACCCUCGUCAAUGGAAGUUGCAAUGGAAUGUCAGACUUGUAGCCGUUGCAUAUUGUGGAAUCGUGGUGACUGGAGUUACAUACUACUUACAAACAUGGGUCAUUGAGAAGAAGGGACCGGUGUUCCUAGCCAUGUCUACACCAUUGGCUUUAGUCUUUACAAUCCUUUGUUCUGCAAUCCUCCUAGGCGAGAUAGUUACUUUGGGAAGUGUUUUGGGAUCCAUUUUGCUGGUUGGAGGGCUUUACAGUGUUUUGUGGGGAAACUUAUAGUAUAGAGGAGAUGAUGAUGGCUGAUGAGAUUUGUUUAACCAAUGACGCCGAGAAAGGAUGCUCAAACGAAGCAGAACCUACCAAAAGCCCAACAAUUGUUUUUGUAUGACUUAUGCGUUUGCAUUCAAAUGCUGGCAGUUGGCACAAUAAUGUCAUUCAAAAGCGUAGUGAGAAUCUCCUGUCCUUAAAAAUGUUUGUUUUCUUACCCCAAACCUUAUAUCCACCAAAAGAUGUAUUAAUUUUCAAUGAAAGUUGUUUUAACAGAUCAUGCGGUGAGAAAAAAACAUAGGACAAUGAAUCAUAAAAUUAAGAACGAAAGAUCAUCAUGUGCCUUCAAAUCAUGGGUACACAUAGUAGAGGUGGGGGAAUGUUUCUUUUUU
Camellia sinensis is the source of this 1480-nucleotide messenger RNA. RefSeq names its product WAT1-related protein At5g64700. The record is from RefSeq and is a predicted model, not a curated record. Gene Ontology annotation, cellular component: membrane. Gene Ontology annotation, molecular function: transmembrane transporter activity. Lineage: Eukaryota; Viridiplantae; Streptophyta; Magnoliopsida; Ericales; Theaceae.